This is a messenger RNA of Clavispora lusitaniae ATCC 42720, 1815 nucleotides long. RefSeq names its product esterase/lipase family protein. Lineage: Eukaryota; Fungi; Ascomycota; Pichiomycetes; Serinales; Metschnikowiaceae. Gene Ontology annotation, biological process: lipid metabolic process. The record is from RefSeq and is a predicted model, not a curated record.
AUGGCGCUGGAUAGUCCUGUGGCGUAUUCUCCCCACGCUGAACACAAUGUCUCUCGACGCUAUACUCGAGAAGAUGCAGACUCGCUCGUGGGAGGAGACUCGCUCGAAAACUUGGUUCUUGAGACAAAACCAGCGGACGCCCACAAAAAAGUCUUUUCCUUUUCGCUACCCUUAGGCGGACUCUCUGGUCUUCAGCUCAAAUUUCCAUUCUCGAGCAAACUUUCAGAUCCAGAAGUGGAGCAGCUACGGCUCCGGCUAGAAAGACACGACACACUUAGCACGCUCGAUGAAGAUCGUCUCUUUGCUGCCAAAGCUACAGACGAUGUCCGUUUCCGUGCUGUCAAGCAUCUGCUUAAGGAAAAUUUCACUGACAUCCUACCGGACUUUAUCAAGAAGGAUAAGUCAUAUGAGGCGAUUUUUGCGGAGCUUUCAGGGCCUGUGGCAAUUCUAGGCGGAUACAGAGGCUCAAUCUUGCGUGAUGCCCGUAAUGGCAAACGGGUUUGGAUCCCGCUCAAGGCAGGGCUCAAUUUGCGCCGCAUCAACUUGCUUCUCGGACCAUCGAGAGAAGAUGAGCUUCACGCAACAGAUUACAUUUACCCCGAUGGCAUGUUGAAAAACGUAGGUCCGUUUGACAUUUCUAAAAAGCUCAUGAAAAAGUUGGCCCACAACCCCAAUGUGACCGUUAGAGACUUCGGUUAUGAUUGGCGACUCAGCCUUGAUCUUCUGGCAGACAAGUUGAUUGAGUUUCUAGAAGGUUUGCGCAGAGAAACAGGCCGUCCCACCAUUGUCAUUGCUCACUCAAUGGGCGGUUUGGUGGCGCAUGGUGCUCUUCAGAAAAGACCCGAACUUUUCCGUGGCUUAGUUUACGUUGGCUCACCCAGCGAAUGUUUGAAUAUCUUGGGACCACUCCGUUAUGGUGAUCUGAUUAUGCUAUCGGACCGUAUCCUCACGUUCGAGACAAACUUUAUGAUGCGUUCGCUGUUUGCAUUUUUGCCAUUGCACGGGCGUGUUUUUGCCAACAUAGAAUCAGGCGAGUUCUUUGACUUGGACUACUUUGAUCCAGAUACAUGGGUCGAGUACAAUCUCAACCCGCUAGUGCUGAAAACAAGAAAAUUAGCUGAAGAAGCGAAGGGCCCUAAUGAAGAAACAGUGGUGCAGAUACCGAAAGAGAAUGUAGAAGAAGGCGGUCCUCUUACAACUAUAGGGUCUCGCAUCAAGAUUCUCCAGCCCAGCAUAGCACGCCGGCACAAACCCACGCUUCUUACUAAUCUGCAGAUGCAAAAACGCCACAAAUCGGGCCGUUCCAGCCCCCUGCCAGGAAGUCCAAGUCUGGAUGGAUUCCAAGACUUUAAGUUCCACUUGACUUUCGCCGAGGCCUACGACUACCUCUGUGACACUCUUCGGCGCACGAAAGAAUACGUACUUGGACUCGAGUACAAGCCAGAAUUGGAAGAUAAAUAUCCGCCUUUGGCUGUGGUUUACGGCAACACGAUUCCGUCUGUUCGGGGUUCCAAUGUGCGCAGUCCGCAGGACAUCAAGGACGGGAAUUAUUAUGAAUUUUUUUACGGACCAGGGGACGGAGUUGUACACGAGCGGUGGCUAAUGCCAGAAAAGAAGGGUUUCAAGCAUUAUGAUCCUAAGACAGGAAAGGGCCAUAUUGUGGGUAAGUUUGCAUCUGAUUGUGGACAUGUGAGUCUCAUGACGGACUUUAAGGUGAUUGCCGAGGCGUUGAGCGCAAUAGUAGAGGCCGAGAAGAACUGGAAAAAGAAUACUGAGAGUGACGAGAAAACAGCCAGCAGCGAAGAGAGUAAAUAG